UAGGGAUUUUCUGAGGGAUUUUUGAGGGAUGUGAUGUUGGUAUGACAUUUCUACACCUGCAUGUGUGACCUUUCAACUCAGCCACAUCACAAGGCGCUUUGAAGUGACCGCAGGAGCACACGCGGAGAUGACAGUCCAACAUGGGUUAAAAAGCUGGGACGGGAGAUCACACCACUACACAACUUUAGCGGAACUACAUCAGCAUCUCUGAAUGCAUGUAGGUGAAUAGACAAGGUGCAGUCUCACAAGAGAAGCAGUGAAAUCAUUGCAGAAUAAAUUGAGCAGCCCAGAGCAGUACAGAACAGAGACGUGAUCAGUCUCAUGCUGCAGGUUGUGGCUAUGAGAUGGAAGCUGGAAAAGUGUACAGCAGCAACACUGUGCUUCAAGCUAGAAAAGCUGUGGAGCAGCUGAGACUGGAGGCCAACCUGGAAAGGAUCAAGAUCUCAGCUGCGGCUGCUCAGCUCGUGCAGUACUGUCAGGAGCACCGGCGUGGAGAUCCACUGCUCACAGGCAUCGCUGCCUCAUCCAACCCAUUCAAGGACAAGAAGACUUGUGUAAUACUGUGAGAGUACAGAACCAUGUCUAUUAUAUGUACAUAUGAAUAAAGGCAAUGUAUUAAUAUAUUUGUAUUUUGCAUGUCACCUAAUAAUUUUUUACAGUUUUUUUUUUUGCUGUGCUAACUCUCUCACUGAAUCCUAUGUAACAGGGUUUUAUCCUCAUGCUUUAUUAGACCAUAGCCUAUUUGAACUAGCAUGAAAAUGUGAGACCUCAGUUUAAUUUUAUAAGUUGCUCUGGAUAAGUUGCUGUAAAUUUAAAGGUAAAUGUAAAUGUAUCAACACUUACAUUCUGAUUUUAAAAGUGUUUUGCACGGACGCUUACAAAUUAUUAAUGCUUGUAAACGUCCUGUGUAACGAAUUCAGACCACUAGCCUAGACCGUAAUUUAAAAAUAAAAACUUUGACAGAGAGAGAUUAUGAAAGGUUGCAUACUAUAGAGACUGAAUAACUGAGAGACUGAGAGUAACUGAGAGUAACCAACUCCUAACAAAUUGAAUUAUUUCAUCUAACAUACUG
Pangasianodon hypophthalmus (striped catfish) is the source of this 1072-nucleotide messenger RNA. RefSeq names its product G protein subunit gamma 14 (gene gng14). The record is from RefSeq and is a predicted model, not a curated record. NCBI's taxonomy places the organism in Eukaryota, Metazoa, Chordata, Actinopteri, Siluriformes, Pangasiidae. The transcript is spliced from 2 exons. Gene Ontology annotation, cellular component: heterotrimeric G-protein complex. Bases 345 to 566 code for a protein of 73 amino acids. Gene Ontology annotation, molecular function: G-protein beta-subunit binding. Gene Ontology annotation, biological process: G protein-coupled receptor signaling pathway.